GGCUUCGUACUAGUAGCUUCUCGGCGCAUGUUAACGUUGAUCCAUCAGGCCUCAGGUCGGCCCAUCAGUCACAGCCUUGAUAGGCCCUGCCAGCCUUAUUUGACAGGCAAGCACCUGUUAUAUUCGGAGGUGCCUUGAUGUACCUUGCACCGUGUCCAAAUGAUAUAGUACAAUGAGUUUUUUUGUCUGCCUGAUUUUGUAGUUUCAAUCGCCCCCCACUCUGGCUAAUGAGCUUUUAUACUGGUGUCGUACCUGCAGACGGCCUCUCUGCAGAGACUGGCAUAAAUUGGUCACUCCAACAGACCCGGACAAAUCUCCAGUCUCCUACUAGUGUCAGGGCUACGUCUAACUACGGCAAUUAUGCAGCACCACUCACUCCUGCGCAAGCAUAUGCGCGCACUUUUGUCUCUGAACAACCUGUUUUGCAAUACACCAUCGAGCGCCAGCAGUUAGAGAAACCAUCCGAUCAACAACCGGGGCUAAAUUUGCAGUCUCUAAUCGGUGUUUCCGCGCCUACACGCGGUCAAUCAUACGCUCAGCGUCUGUAUGCCAGCUCGUUAAGCACGCAGCCCCAAGCUCAGACCCACCAGCAGCCUACCAGCAGGCAGCCUUCCUUUGAACGUGGAGAAUCUUCAAAAAGCCGAGUUCCGGCUGGCCCACGGGCUCCUUAUGGUGCCAGAGCGUCUCUCAUGCUGAAUGCGGAUCAUACAAACGCUCCUCAAACUAUCUCUGCCCUUGAUUUCUACCACAACAGCAUCCCAAUAUUUGAUCUUCAGUUACCACAGCCGUUACCUGGACGAGGCACCAAUUCCCCAGGAGCUCCGCACCCUCAGUCAGCAACAGGUUCCGCUUCACGCAUCCCCUUGGCUCAUUCCCCAGUUCCUAUUCAGGUACCCCACGGCCUGCAAGCACCCAGUAGGCGUAGCCCAGUUCCAGUGGAACCCUCCGAUGGGUCUCCGCCAUCGCCUGCUGGUGGCCCCCGGCGGUCAAGCCAGGCGAGGUUGCACAGCAGGAACCCACAUACAACGCAUGUGAUACCAGGCGGCUCAACGUCAUCAGACAUCCCUCUACGGCCUGAGAGCGUGAACAAUGCCAUAGCUUCACCUGUUCCACCAGAGACACCCCUAAGGGAGUCUAGUUCAUACUUGCAGGAUUGUUCAAGAGGUGUGGUUGUGACCACUUCUAACCCCAAGUCCGUGACUCGACCUGGUGAUUCCUCGCCUGCACCUAUACAGAUUGAGAGUCUUGGUAUCAGCAGUUCUGAAGAAGUACCGUUAUAUUCCCUCGUUGACGACGAACCUCCUCCCCCAGACUUCGACGAGUCGCAAUCCAUGUGUAGCGUGAUCGGGGAGAGCACAUAUCACGCUGAAUCAUCUGUAAUACUAUCACUCCCUGAUGUACCCUCUCCCACACCCCACGAGUCCGAUUCUGUAUCUGGGGCUGUACCUUCAACAGGUGCAGAUGCUCUCUCAUUUGUCGGGACCCCUCGCGCACUUUCUCUAGAACCUCUCUCGGGAUCUCCGCAAACCUCACUGGCCACAGCAGUAGCGUCAUACCCUACGGGAAAAGCACCUGAAGAUGUUAAGGAGAAAUCGUAUGAUGACUCUGCCAAGGAUUCUAUGCCCAAGUUCUCUGAGAGGUCAUCAUCCAUGGAAGCUUUAUCGUCAUCUCGAACCCCAUCCGAGCAGGUGCCUUCAUAUAGGCAAUCUAGGUAUAACACCGCUCCUCAGGACAUACCGCAUCCCUCUAGUUCCCCGCCGGGCCCCCCACACAAUUACACCUCUGCGAAGACUUUUUCUACAGCACCACUACCCGCUCUUCCACUGAGGAGUUUUGUGGUUCCUACACCAGCGACUAACACAGCUUCCGCAUCCCCACCCAUGAUGCCUGCAUCUCCUCCAUUAAGCCCAAGGGUGUCCUGCUGUGAAACCGGCUGAAGUUCAAUCAGCUACUUUCUCCUCUCUUCGACCGGGUAGCAGCUACCGACCAUCUAACUCAUCUCUUCCUCCAAGAGUCAG
This is a messenger RNA of Suillus fuscotomentosus, 2018 nucleotides long. RefSeq lists its product as uncharacterized. Bases 228 to 1937 code for a protein of 569 amino acids. The record is from RefSeq and is a predicted model, not a curated record. The transcript has 2 exons. Lineage: Eukaryota; Fungi; Basidiomycota; Agaricomycetes; Boletales; Suillaceae.